Myotis lucifugus (little brown bat) is the source of this 2945-nucleotide messenger RNA. It is a transcript of the gene FOXJ1, whose product is annotated as forkhead box J1. The record is from RefSeq and is a predicted model, not a curated record. Gene Ontology annotation, molecular function: sequence-specific DNA binding; DNA-binding transcription factor activity. The coding region runs from base 971 to 2236 and encodes 421 amino acids. Lineage: Eukaryota; Metazoa; Chordata; Mammalia; Chiroptera; Vespertilionidae. The transcript is spliced from 2 exons. Gene Ontology annotation, biological process: regulation of DNA-templated transcription.
AGUUCCAAGAGAGUUACCGCCGGAGAGAGUGGCAAGAGCCCGCGGUCACCUUGGAGACGCGCUGACCAAUGGCAGCAGCGAAAGCUGUUUAUGGGGGCGGGGCGUCGCCAUGGCAGCAGGAGAAGCCUUUGGAGCGGCUACUUAAUGCGGGUCCCGGGCCGCGGGCGCUCAGAGAGGCGCCUUCAGGCUGCGGGGAGGACGAGGGGUGCUGGCGGGGCCCUCAAGCUGAGGGCAGAGAGCCGCGGGGGUGGUGGUAACUUCUUCCAGAACCUUCCUUUAGCCCGGGCUGCGCUCUGAGCCAGGUAAGGGACUGAGAGGUCUGCGGGCCGCGGAAGGUGGGCGGCAGCGCGCUCUCCCGUGCGUCCCGCAGCCAGUGGUGGGCCUGGAAACUGACCUCUGCGGCGUUGGGGUACCUGACUUUCCGCCCCGAUCCCUUCCUUCCCCUGAUCUCCCAUCUUUUCAAAGAUCAGACGACCUUCCCGGGCCCCCGCCCUGUCGUCCUGCCCUCGCGGGCUCCCUCGCCCCUUCCCCUGAGUUGGGGUGGGGGUGUCUGACUUCCCGCUCUUGGGGAGAACGGGACCGACUGGAAUGCUCCUACCCUCUCCCUUCACUUGGCUAAUAGCGUCUCCUCUUCAACCUCGAAGAGGAAAUGAAGCGAGGCGGUCCCUGCGGGGGUCGGUCCUGUUUCCCAGACCUCAGCCCUAACACACCCUCGCAGCUGCGGGACGACUUUAGAGGAAUCCCCCCCCACGCCCCUGCCCCCGGGGUGGGGAAAGCGCUCAGCUCCCGCCGCGGUCCCCGCAGGCCCCACGUUCGCAUUCGGAGGAGGCGACCCCCAGGUCGCGGGAUGGAAGCGCGCGUCCGGGAGGCGGUGUAACUGGAGCCGCGGGAGUCAGCGGGCCGGAGAGCGCGGCGGGCCACCGAGGCUCAGCCGUGGGUGCUGACCGCCCCUUCGGAGAUCCCCGCAGACAUGGCGGAGAGCUGGCUGCGCCUCUCGGGCGCAGGGGCGGCGGAGGAGGCGGGGCCGGAGGGCGGCCUGGAGGAGCCCGACGCCCUGGAUGACAGCCUGACCAGCCUGCAGUGGCUGCAGGAGUUCUCCAUUCUCAACGCCAAGGCGCCCACCCUGCCCCCGGGGGGCACCGACCCCCACGGCUACCAUCAGGUGCCGGGCUCGGCGGCGCCGGGGUCCCCCCUGGCGGCGGACCCCGCCUGCCUGGGGCAGCCGCACACGCCGGGCAAGCCCACCUCUUCGAGCACGUCCGGGAGCUCGCCCUCGGGGCUACAGGCUCCGCCCCCCGACGACGUGGACUACACCACCAACCCGAGCGUGAAGCCGCCCUACUCAUACGCCACGCUCAUCUGCAUGGCCAUGCAGGCCAGCAAGGCCACCAAGAUCACCCUGUCGGCCAUCUACAAGUGGAUCACAGACAACUUCUGCUACUUCCGCCACGCUGAUCCCACCUGGCAGAAUUCCAUCCGCCACAACCUGUCCCUGAACAAGUGUUUCAUCAAAGUGCCGCGGGAGAAGGACGAGCCGGGCAAGGGCGGCUUCUGGCGCAUCGACCCCCAGUACGCCGAGCGCCUGCUGAGCGGGGCCUUCAAGAAGCGGCGGCUGACCCCGGUCCACAUCCACCCGGCCUUCGCCCGCCAGGCCGAGCAGAAGCCCAGCGCCGCGCCGUGGGCCGGGCCCCUGGCCGUGAACACCGAGGCCCAGCAGCUGCUGCGGGAGUUCGAGGAGGCCACCGGGGAGGUGGGUUGGGGUGCGGGCGAGGGCAGGCUCGGGCACAAGCGCAAACAGCCGCUGCCCAAGCGGGUGGCCAAGGCGCCCCGGCCCCCCAGCACCCUGCUGCUGACCCCGGAGGAGCAGGGCGAGCUGGAGCCCCUCAAAGGCAACUUUGACUGGGAGGCGGUCUUCCACUCCGGCGCCCUGGGCGGGGAGCUGGGCGCCCUGGAGGCCCUGGAGCUGAGCCCCCCGCUGAGCCCCGCCUCGCACGGGGACGUGGACCUCACCGUCCACGGCCACCACAUCGACUGCCCCUCGACGUGGGGGCCCUCGGUGGAGCAGGCUGCCGACAGCCUGGACUUCGACGAGACCUUCCUGGCCACGUCCUUCCUGCAGCACCCGUGGGACGAGAGCGGCAGCGGCUGCCUGCCCCCCGAGCCCCUCUUCGAGGCCGGGGACGCCACCCUCGCUGCCGACCUGCAAGACUGGGCCAGUGUGGGUGCCUUCUUGUAAGAGGCCGGGCCCCGCCCCCGCCUGCGGACAGCACCCAAGUCAGGGCCCAGACUGCCCCCCAACACAGGCCCGUGGAACCCCACUGCCCAGACAGGGGCUGGGCCACGUCUCCCGAGCUGGCACCACGGGGCCACACAUCCCCCAGCCUGGGCUGCCCUCGGAUUCCAGCCCCGGAGGCUGAGAACUGGGGCUCAGGACCAGUGACUCGCUGCCUCCCCUCCCGGCCCCCAUACACACAGUGUUUCAUUGACCCUCAGCUGCCCUGCCCCAGGGACCAGCUAAUAGCCCUGCGCUGUGAGCACUGCGGCCUGAGGGGCCCUGGCCGGGCUGGGGCCGGGGAGCCAGAGAACAGGGCCCACCUGGGCACUUUGGCUUCAAAAGGUUCUCCUUCCUCCAUCCUCCAUCCUCCCCCUCUCCCCUCCGCAAGGUCUCUAUCCAGAAAAAAUUCCCAGGUACAGCAAAUGCUAAUUAGGUGACUGCAAAUUAACCCCCGGAGGCCUCUCCGGGCAAAGCCUCCCAGGGCCGGGCGGGCAGUAGGCAGUGGAGCUGGGAGGGGCAGAGAGGAGAGAGGUGAGGUCCGGGCACCCAUGGGGCAGGGAGGCUUCCUAAGGCCUCCGGAGUCUUCUCCUGGCCCAUCUCCACCGGGGGCAGGGGCGAGGUGGGAAACCCCUAAUUUUUGAGCCCGACAGGAGGCUGACAGUAGUGAGGA